CAUAUAUCGACAAAAUUCCAUGGAAUUUCCAUCUUCAUCUCAGACUAUUCCAAAACAUUCUGAUUUGCCAUAUUUAGACCUUUGCGCACCAUUAAAGAAAUAUUUCUCCCAAGAAGGUGUAGAUUUAUUAGACGAAAUUCCAAAAAGUCCUUUUCCUGCCCAAUCAAAUGUAUGUUCACACCAAAUAUCGUGCUGCUCAAAUUUUAUCGAAAAAAUUAUAACCGCUAAACAAAUUAUGAAGCUGGAAAUAAAUCUGAAAGAAAUUGUAUCGGGAUUACAUCAGGAAUUUCACAAAAAUUCCGUAAACCUACACAGAACAGUAAUAAAAUCCAUAGUGGAAUCAGGCCUUAAUCUAAAUGCUGUAUUCAAUAAAACGUAUGGGAUGGUUUAUUGGCAGAACUCUGAUCUAUUUUACACGCUUUUUUCCCGUUUACGAACGUAUGUUGCCUCCGCUUCCUCCCCCUACAAGCCUACCAUGGGACCGAAAGCGGCACUCGACUCUUUUUUCUUGGAUUUGUACGAGCGUACGUUUUGCCUCUUGAACGCUCAGUAUCGAUUUGACAGUCCCUAUAGGAGCUGUUUAAGGUCUACUUAUGAUAUCAUCAAGCCUUUCUCGUCCACCAACGGAGACGAUCCAGCUAAACAAGCCUCAAGACUGACCACGUCUCUUACCUUGACUCACUCCUUACUCUUCGCCCUUGCUCGACUAUCCUACAAUAUCCUAGAGUAUCCUGUGCAAAAAACCACUACUUCUUCCAUCGUCCAUUAUAAUCAAGAUAAUCCAUUUUGGAUUAGCAAGAUACUAGUAUCAGAUGAAACCGCGAAAAAAGUAUUAAUGACACUAUGGGGUUGCCCUUUAUGUCAGCCUAAUCCUAAUCCUAAUGCAUCUUACACGCCUUGCCCUAAAUUAUGCGAAACAAUUCUAUCAAUUUCAGUUCGCCACUUUGCUAAGCUCUCAAACCGCUGGGGCCUAUACAUUAAUGCAAUCCUAGAUAUUUUGAAGCGACUACAAGGUUCUUUUAGUUUAGAAGCUAAUAUUAAUACAUUAGACGUUAAAAUAUCGGAGGCUAUAAUGAAUUUUCAGGAACGUUCUAUAACUUUCUCAAACAAGGUAUAUAAAAUAUGUGGUCAACCUCCACUAAAAUCAUACGACAGUGUUAAUGAUCAAGUAUUUCAGAAUUCUCUUAAACCUGAUUGGCGAAAGUUGGUGGUAGAUGAUAACAAGGAAUUUUUUAAAGGCGUACAAAAGGAAUACAAAACAAAUUCGAUUUUGAGCGACAUAAGCAGUUUAACUGAAAAUGCCAGGCAUUUUUGGGAAGAUCUAAAUAGCACCUUGAUUAUCAAGUUGUGUCCCGUUUUUGUGCAUAGUCAAAAAUUAACCAGUCUUAAUCACAUCAACCCUUCACCGACAGAAAAGGAAGAAAGCAUUUGCUGGAAUGGACAAAAUUACAACGCUUCAAAUCAUUAUAAUGUGUCAUCAUUACCAGCAAUUACCUCUAACCUCAAUCUUACAGUGAUGAAAGGGAUUGAAAGUUCUAUCGAUAAAUUGACUCAAAUUUUGGUUAAAACGUAUAAAGGGACAUCAGUUUACAUAGUCGAUGAUGAAGAUGAACAACUUCCGCCAAAACAAUUUGUCAUUUCAGAUUCGAAAUUAGAUCUUUCACUUGACAAUAGUGGAAGUGGGAUGCAUAUUUUAGAAGAGAAUUUAUAUUCCACUAUUGAUCCAACUAGCCGCCAAAACCACUCUCUUGGGUAUGCUAAACAUAUUCCUUUAGUCACUUUACAAGGAGAUUUAGAGCAACCAAAAUUAUUCCAUGAUGAUGAUACAACCCCACAAGAAGGUUCUGGUAUAAUUGAAAGUAAUUUACUUGCUAAAAAAAAUACCAGCUAUGUUAUGUUUAUAUCCACAAUCGAACCCAAAAUAAUUACCUCCGUGACCCCUGUGAUACUUAACCAUCAUCCAAUAGACGUUAUCAUUACAAAGAAUACGGUAUAUGGAAAAAUUGACAACGAUGACCAGGAUGCGAGUGAUAGCUCUAAUAGAGGAAACGUAUUAAGUGAAAAUGGUAAAAUAAGUGAAAGAGACCCUGGGACUAUUGUAUAUCGAUUUGGGUUGACCGUAUUUAUGCUGGGAGUUGUUUUCGUUCCUUAAUAAUCUCAGUAGUUUAGCUGUGGAAAAUUAACGCUUAUUUCUUCUGCUGCUAAAAUUUAAUUAUAAUUAUCUAAACA
This is a messenger RNA of Gordionus sp. m RMFG-2023, 2229 nucleotides long. Its product is annotated as glypican-6-like. Gene Ontology annotation, cellular component: plasma membrane; synapse; cell surface. The record is from RefSeq and is a predicted model, not a curated record. The coding region runs from base 20 to 2152 and encodes 710 amino acids. Gene Ontology annotation, biological process: cell migration; regulation of protein localization to membrane; regulation of signal transduction. The transcript is spliced from 10 exons. Lineage: Eukaryota; Metazoa; Nematomorpha; Gordioida; Chordodea; Parachordodidae.